Messenger RNA from Brassica napus (rape), 1824 nucleotides. RefSeq lists its product as uncharacterized. Gene Ontology annotation, cellular component: peroxisome. NCBI's taxonomy places the organism in Eukaryota, Viridiplantae, Streptophyta, Magnoliopsida, Brassicales, Brassicaceae. The record is from RefSeq and is a predicted model, not a curated record. Gene Ontology annotation, molecular function: RNA nuclease activity. Gene Ontology annotation, biological process: regulation of gene expression. The transcript is spliced from 7 exons. The coding region runs from base 138 to 1565 and encodes 475 amino acids.
UCUCUUGUUAACAGAACCAACACAAAGCCCUGAAUCGAUAAGUUCUAUAGGCCGGCCCAUGAGUUGGUGCAUAUAAAGUCGGAAGGAAACCUUAAGCAAGAAGUUAAGCUAAAGAUCGAGAACUGAGGGUAGGGAAGAUGUUUAACUACAAGGCAGCGCCUAAGUACGCGAAUGCUAAAACGGCGGUGUGGUGGGACAUGAACGGCUGUCCGGUUCCAGAAGGUUAUGAUGCUGGUCGGGUUCGGCCGAGUAUAGAAGGGGCGCUGAAGGAGUUGGGAUACUAUGGUCCUGUAACCAUCACUGCCAUGGGCGACCUGGCGGAAGCACAUGCUCACUUCCUGCAAAGGCUCUCUUCCACUGGAAUCGUUGUUCAACACGCCAUCAACGCUUGGUUAGCCACACUCGUUUUCAAUGAUUUGAUGGAAUUCAAAAGAAAUAAUCCACCACCAGCUACAAUAAUGCUCAUAUCCGAUGAGUUGGACGGCAAAUUGAAUUUCCCUCUUGGCCGGAAUCAACAAAUUCAAAGUGGAUACAACCUUGUUCUGGCGAGUUCAUGUGGUGGGUCUAUGUAUCGUCUCCACCAUACUGCAGAUUGGCGCUGGAAAACCCUACUGGAGGCGGCGGCAUAUUCAGUGUCUCAGGACACAACAACAAGUUAUGUUCUUCGGAAAUGCAGUUCGUGGGGCGAUUCCUUUACCUUGUCGUCAUUUGUUUGCAGAGCAUGCAAAUUUACUGGCCUAAGCGUUGCAAGUUUCACCAGUCAUCUCUCCACUGAAGAACAUAAAAAGACGGACAAGGAGGAGAAGGAGAACUUCAGUGUGCCAGACUUCUCACCUUUCAUAACAGUAAAGAUGAACGACCAAGCCGCGCCUGAGUACGUGAAUUCUAAAACGGCUGUGUGGUGGGACAUGGACACCUGCCCACUUCCCGAUGGUUACGAUGCUCGCCGGGUCCGCCCAAGUAUAGAAGGGGCCUUGAAGGAUUUGGGAUACUAUGGUCCUGUAACCAUCAAUGCCAUGGGCAACCUGGAAAAUGCACAUCCUCACGUCCUCCAAGGGCUCUCUUCCACUGGAAUCCUUCUUCAACACACCACUAGGGUACGCUCAUAUAUUUAUCAUGAUUUGAGUAUGUUCAAAGUUGAUAAUCCACCACCAGCUACAAUAAUGCUCAUAUCUGAUCAAGUGGAACCCGUGUUGUCUAUCUUCCUUUCUCUGGAUCAUCAAAAGAGUUACUACAACCUUGUUCUGGCACGUACAUUUACUCCUCCGAGUAUGUCACGUCUCUGCCAUACUGCAGAGUGGCUCUGGCAAACCCUACUGGCUAGGUCUCCGGAGACAACAAGUUGUGUUCUUCGCAACUCUGCCUCGUCAUUUCUUUGCGGAUCAUGCAACUUUACUGCCCUAAGCGUUACAGAUUUCAGCAGGCAUCUCUCCUCUGAAGAACAUAAAAAAGAAGAGUUUUUUUCUAUCAAGUCUAGCCUGCCAGAGGACAGUGACGAGGGCGAGGAAUCAAUGGCAAAGAUUCCAAAGCGAAAACGUUCGAGGAAGAAAAAGCAUUCCGGAUGACUCAUGUACUUCUUUUUAAUAGGCGUCCCCUCCCGGCGUGGCCGCCCAUGAUAAUCUUAAGCCUUCAACAAAGAUAAAUGGUUGCACGAGUAGAUCAGUUUUUAUUUUAUUUCCCGUUUCUGUCUUUUGUGUUCCCAGGGAUGAUUUGAUUUGAGGAGGACUCGUUUGAAGUUCAUUUUUAUAUGGAUUGCAAUGGAUAAUUUAUGUAUUUCAAAAAUCUCUGUUUGAUAAAUUACACCUCGACUAUACUUGUCUUGUA